Messenger RNA from Pristis pectinata (smalltooth sawfish), 1230 nucleotides. RefSeq names its product potassium channel subfamily K member 13-like. The transcript has 2 exons. Gene Ontology annotation, biological process: stabilization of membrane potential; potassium ion transmembrane transport. Gene Ontology annotation, cellular component: membrane. Gene Ontology annotation, molecular function: potassium ion leak channel activity. NCBI's taxonomy places the organism in Eukaryota, Metazoa, Chordata, Chondrichthyes, Rhinopristiformes, Pristidae. The record is from RefSeq and is a predicted model, not a curated record. The coding region runs from base 1 to 1230 and encodes 409 amino acids.
AUGGGCUGGAGAGAGGGAGGAGGAGGAGGAGGAGGAGGAGGAGGCUGCUGCUGCCCGGGUCUCAGGCUCAACGAAGACAACGCGCGCUUCGCCUUGCUCGCCCUUUUCAUCCUGUGUUACCUGGUGCUGGGGGCGGCCGUGUUCUCGGCCGUCGAGCGGCCGCGGGAGCUGCGGGCUCAGCGGGCGUGGGGCCGGAGGUUGGCUAACUUCAGCCGGAGCCACAACAUCAGCCGGGGGCAGCUCGCCGCCUUCCUCCGCGAGUACGAAAAAGCCUUCGGUGUCGGCAUUAGGGUGGAGCCGCUCAGACCCAGAUGGGAUUUCACGGGAGCGUUUUACUUCGUGGGGACGGUGGUCUCCACUAUAGGCUUUGGGAUGACGACGCCAGCAACCACAGGUGGUAGGGUCUUCCUGAUCUUCUACGGCUUGGCUGGCUGCUCUGCUACCAUCCUGUUCUUCAACCUGUUCCUGGAGCGGAUCAUCACCCUGCUGGCGUAUGUCCUGCGCUGGUUCCAUCAGAGGGGGGAGAUGGGCUCAGCUGCCCGCCGGGUGUCCAGCCACUCGGGGGAGGUGGACAGUCUGGAUGGCUGGAAGCCUUCCGUGUAUUACGUCGUGCUGAUCUUGGGCAUGGCGUCCAUUGUGAUCUGCUGCUGCGCCUCGGCCAUCUACUCGCCCAUCGAGGAGUGGACGUACGCCGAGUCCCUCUACUUCUGCUUCGUGGCGUUCAGCACCAUUGGGUUCGGGGACCUGGUGAGUAGCCAGCGGCAAGCUUACGUCAACCAAACGCUGUACCGGGCGGCCAAUUUCCUGCUCAUCCUGACGGGCGUGUGCUGCAUCUACUCACUGUUUAACGUUUCCUCCAUCAUCAUCAAGCAGUUCCUCAACUGGAUGCUGAGGAAGAUUGAGUGCCGGCAUUGCCGGUGCAGGAAGAAGCCACGGACCCAUUGCAACGCGGUGCACCCCUUGGGUUCCAAGUCCAGGAGGCAGGAUGUCUCGGUGGAGACGGUGUGUGACAGCGAGACUGAAGGGCGGCGGAUGUCGGGUGAGAUGAUAUCUGUCAAGGACUUCCUGGCCUCCAACAAAGUAUCCUUGGCCAUCAUGCAGAAGCAACUGUCCGAGACAGCCAAUGGUGGUCCCAGGCAAAGCCACUCUCGGUGCAAUGGGCUCUCCAGGGGUGUUGGAGCCUUGGCCAUCAUGAACAAUAGGCUGGUGGAAACAAGCGUGGACAGGUAA